AUGUCGUCUGUUAGCAGUCAUCUUAUGCGCCGGGGCACCGAGCUUGCUGCCGCUCACUUGCGGGGGCCUGCGAAUAAUCCCAACACUGCAGAGCCCCAUGGGGGACUGGUGGCUCUCUUUGCCAUCACUGGUGUUGUGUUGGCUCUGAUGUUCUGCGCUGUCGAGUAUACCUAUGGCAUGGUGAUUGCGACCUUGGCCGCGGUCGAAGAUACCAACCCUGACAUCUAUGUUCGCAUUGCAUCCGAGCCCGACCCUAUCAAGCCCACCGAUGAGGAAGAGCCCCAGCUCGAUGCUGCCACUCCCCUCAAGCCCAUCACCAGCAAGCUGCGCACUACCGUGAAGCACCUGCGCUCCCGUGCUGGCUUCUGGUCGCGCUUCCGCGGUAUUGGCAUGUUCGUGGCUUACUCUGCCGCUCGCGGUUUCCUUUCUUCUUUUGUUCCCAUCCCGACUACUUCUUACCUUGGCCAGUUCUUCGUUCAGUCCAUCUUGAGCGUUCUGCUCGCUACCUGGCAGAUGGCUUGGGUCCACAUUGUCAUCUCCGAGCCCUCCCCCAAGAGAUUCUAUCAGCGAAUUCCCAGCUACAAAUCCUGGAUUAAGAUUGCCCCUGCGGCUGCCGUGGAGGACAUCCUCACUGCUGCUGCUUUCUUCAUCCCAAUGUCGAUUGCUAACUUUGCUGGCUGGCUCGACAUUUCCAACGACAAGGAAGUGCCAUCCAUGGUGGCCUUGUUCCGCUUCAUGGGCGUCAGCGUUGUUCCCGCUAUUUUGGCCUUCUUGAUCUCCAUCCCUGCUCGUGUCGUCUUUGUUCGUGUGGCUGCUUCUAUGCUGCCCGAGGAAGAUGAGACCAUCGUGCCCUUCGACCGUUCCUUCGGUGGUAAAGUCAACCCUGCUAUCACCGGAGGCAGUGGCAAGAUUGGUAUCGUGGAUGCUUGGACCACCUUUGACUGGGCUGCUCGCGUUCGGUACGCCAAGGUCUUGGGUAAGACCUUUGCCAUUGAGGUGGCGCUUGGUGUCUUUGCCGCCCUUGUGCUCGGUGGCCAAGUCGUUCUGAUGAUGAAGACUGCCAAGCCUGUCAAGGACAAUUCUCCCGCAUUUUAA
This is a messenger RNA of Penicillium canescens, 1095 nucleotides long. RefSeq lists its product as uncharacterized. Lineage: Eukaryota; Fungi; Ascomycota; Eurotiomycetes; Eurotiales; Aspergillaceae. The record is from RefSeq and is a predicted model, not a curated record. The transcript is spliced from 2 exons. The coding region runs from base 1 to 1095 and encodes 364 amino acids.